AUGCGCAGCAUCAUCCAACAAGCCGCUUCCUCCAAAACCCUCACCCUGACAAACACACCCGUCCCAACCCCAAAUCAUGAACAGGGAGAACACCUAAUCCAAAUAAAAGCCUGCAGUCCCUGCGCCGGCGAACUCCUCUGGCCAAAGAACUUCCCGCCACCAACAGCGCGCACUCUAAUCCCAUGCCCGGACAUGGCGGGAAUCGUCAUCUCGGCACCGUCAGACUCGCCCUUUCAACCCGGCGAUGAAGUAUACGCGCGCACAAACUAUAUCCGACCAGGGAAUGCGCGCGAGUAUUCCAUCGCCGUUACGGACGAGCUGGCACACAAGCCGAAGCGUCUAAGCUGGGUGCAGGCUGCUGCGGUUCCUGUCUCCGCGCAGACGGCUUGGCAGGUUCUUUUUAUCCAUGCUCUUGGUACCCCUGGAAAUGGCAAUGGGGGAGAGAUGGAUAUGGAGGCUGCCAAGGUCGCUUGGGCGGGAAAGAGAGUUCUUGUUACUGCUGCUUCUGGUGGUGUGGGUAUUUGGCUUGUGCAGUUGGCGACGAUGCUUGGUGCGGAGGUGGUUGGGACGUGUGGUUCUCGGAAUGUGGAGCUUGUGAGAUCGCUUGGUGCGAAGGAGGUGCUUGAUUAUCGGGUUGUGGACUUGAGGGAGUGGGCUAUGCAGUUGCCUUCUAAUAAGGUAGAUGUUGUUGUUGAUUGUGUUGGAGGGAAGGCUCUUGGGGAUGCGUGGUGGACUGUUAAGGAUGGUGGUGUUGUGCUGAGUAUCUAUCAGCCACCAUUGCAGGUCUGUCCGGAUGGGAUUGAGGGGGUCAGUGUAAAAGAUUUGUUCUUUGUUAUGCAGCCUGUGAGGAGACAGUUAGAGGAGAUUUCGAAGUUGGUUGAGCAGGGGGUGUGUCGGGAAUUGGUGGAUAGUGUCUGGCCCCUUGAGCAGUAUGAAGAGGCAUUCAAGAGACUGGAUGGAGGACAUGCGAAGGGGAAGAUUGUCUUUGAUCUGUCGCUGAAUCACUAG
Messenger RNA from Penicillium mononematosum, 1008 nucleotides. RefSeq names its product NADP-dependent oxidoreductase. Lineage: Eukaryota; Fungi; Ascomycota; Eurotiomycetes; Eurotiales; Aspergillaceae. Gene Ontology annotation, molecular function: oxidoreductase activity. Bases 1 to 1008 code for a protein of 335 amino acids. The record is from RefSeq and is a predicted model, not a curated record. The transcript has a single exon.